AUGAAGACGAACUGGACCUAUCUGAAAUGGUAUUUCACCAGCAGAGAAGGUUGGCUUGGCGACUAUGACUACCUGUACCUCGUCACCCCAAACGUAUGGCCGCUGAACCGGAAAUACAAGGGAUACAAGGCCCCUUUCUACGGCCUCAACGAUGACGUACCGAUUCUCCUUACCAUUAUCCUCGGACUCCAGCAUGCGCUGUGUAUGAUUGGUUCUAUAGUAUCUCCCCCACUAGCGAUUGCGGGCGGCGCCUUUUACUUCGAUUCAGCGACGACACAAUACCUGGUCUCGGCAGCCUUCAUCACGACUGGCAUAGCGACUGCUUUACAAGUAACGAGGGUCCACUUGAUGAAGACGCCGUUCUUCAUCGGUACCGGCCUUCUGUCUGUGGUUGGACCGACUUUCGAUAUUUUACCCAUCGCCUUCAACUACACCAGCAUGCGGUAUGCCAACGGUACUUGCCCGACAGCUGAAGAUGGGACUCAGUUGCCUUGUCCAGAUGCAUGGGGCGCAAUACUUGGUAGUAUUCUUUGUACCGUCUGGGUGCAAAUUGCCAUGAGCUUUGUACCACCCAAGACGCUGAACAAAGUGUUUCCGAAGGUUGUCACGGGUAGUUUGCUCUUGCUUGUGGGCGUGUAUCUUGUGAGCAAUGGUAUGGAAAACUGGGGAGGGAGCAGCAACUGUCAUGACGGCGAAGGCUUCUACGCGCUCUGCCCCGACACAGCGGCUCCUAGACCAUUGCCUUGGGGUCACCCAAAGUUGAUCGGCCUGGGGUUCACCGUGUUCGUAUCCAUCGUCUUGGUGGAGCAGUUCGGGGCGCCCUUGAUGAAAUCGGCCAGCGUCAUCAUCGGUCUCUUCGUGGGCUGUUUAGUGAGCGGCUUGACGGGGUACUGGUCCAUGUCGAACAUCCAGGCAGCCCCCGCUGUGACAUUCUUAUGGGUGAACACAUUUCACCUAUCUGUGGAUGGUGCCUUGAUCUUGCCAUUGUUGAUCAUGUUCGUCUGUGAGGCGGUGUCUUGCAUGCCUGAUAUCCUCGCCACAGCCGAGAUCAGCAACGUGGAUAUUGAGGGGACCGAGUUCAACUCGCGAGUCCAAGGUGGGAUCCUGUGUGAUGGAAUUGGUAGUUUUAUAAGUGCCCUUGGAACAGGUCCGCCAAUGGUCAGCCAAGCUGGGAAUAAUGGAGUGAUAAGUCUCACUGGCUGCGCUUCUCGACGAGCAGGCUGGUGCGCCGCAGCUUUCCUGGUUCUCAUGGGAGUCUUUGGGAAAUUCGGGGCUGUUUUUGGCUCGAUGCCCCCAUCUGUACUUGGUGGAAUGCAGGUCUUUCUCUACUCAACCAUUGCAGUGGCCGGCCUCAGGGUCCUCUCGUUGGUGAGAUAUACCAGGCGGAAUCGGUUCAUACUAACCGUUGCACUGGGUAUCGGCUUCGUCGACAUCGUACAGCCUACUUGGUUUGACCAGAUGUUGACCUACUCUGGAAAUAAUGUCGCCCUUUCUGGUUUCGAGCAAGGCAUCAACCUCAUAGUCGAGACUCCUUUCAUUAUUGCCGCAGUCGUUGGGGUCGUUUUGAACCUGGUGCUUCCUAACGAUGCAAGUCAAAUGGAUGACAUGAUUCUAGAUCAGGCGGGCCAUCCCAUCAUGGGGAAAGACGAUUAA
Molecule: messenger RNA, 1653 nt
Organism: Pseudomassariella vexata
Lineage: Eukaryota; Fungi; Ascomycota; Sordariomycetes; Amphisphaeriales; Pseudomassariaceae
Product: putative purine permease
Exons: 4
Coding region: 1-1653 (550 amino acids)
Biological process (GO): transmembrane transport; xanthine transport
Cellular component (GO): fungal-type vacuole; membrane
Molecular function (GO): xanthine transmembrane transporter activity
Source: RefSeq, a predicted model, not a curated record